CUGCCUUUGCCCAUGCCCCUGCCACUCAGGACGCUGCAGCCAGAGACGCCGCCACUGAAGAGGCAAUCAGGAGGAGGAUGUCUGAGCUGGAGAAGGCUAUGGUUGCCCUUAUUGACAUUUUCCAUCAAUAUUCUGGAAGGGAAGGUGACAAGCACAAGCUGAAGAAAUCUGAACUGAAGGAGCUCAUCAACAAUGAGCUCUCCCACUUCCUAGAGGAAAUCAAAGAGCAGGAGGUUGUGGACAAAGUCAUGGAAACACUGGAUGAAGAUGGAGAUGGAGAGUGUGACUUCCAGGAAUUUAUGGCUUUUGUUGCCAUGGUGACCACUGCCUGCCACGAGUUCUUCGAACAUGAGUGAGACAGAGAAAGCAGCCCAGCUGUUCCUGUAACAGAGACAACAGCCAUGCAGGGAAUCAGAGAACAAGAGCUGGCAGACCAGUAGGAGCUAAGCUCUCCAGCUAUGUGUAGCUAAUUAGGAAGCUUGACUUGCUUUGUGAAUGAAAAUUGAAAGCUUCUUUCCAAGGGCUGCUUAAAUCGCUGUGUCAUUAUUUCUGCUGUUAGGCAUUUGUGUGAGCUGACUGGUUUCAGGACUUCUGGCAAUAGUCACUUAGGAAAGUAAAUUUUUAUCAUAAAGCAUGUGUUAUACAAACCGGCAUGACCUUGUAGAAUCCUAGCCCAGAAAAAAAAAAGGACUACCUAAAGUAGUCCUACAGAAUGGCUUCCAAUACAUCUGGAAAUACAAAGCCUUGUCCACCAUCAGUGGAAAAGAGCUCCCUUCCUUACAUUUGUUCAGCAUUCAUCUAAAUAAAGCCUAAAGAUGGCCUGACCACAUUGUCACUCCCAUCCAAAAGAGCAUGGUCACAUUUAAGUCCUUUUUCCUAUAGUGAGCUAUGAUUACUGAGUAAAUACUUAAUGCUAAACAUUCUAAAAUUAAAUGCUAACCAUUUACAGAAAAAUGUCUCACAAACCGGUAAGUUUAAAUCAAUAAAUACUGACACUUAACAGAACUGAGAAUGAAAAUUCUGCAUUCAGUAAAAUUCUAGAUGACACUCCACUGGCCCUGCAGAACAUGUGUGUAGGAGAAGGAUGGCUAGACUCAGGACCAGGGUUUAGAGUCUACCCUCCAGCUCACUGUGCAGCUAGUAAUGUCAACUCCCUGGCAAUUUCUGUUGUCUAUCAAAUGAAUGACUCCAAAGUCAAAGUUCAUGGGGCUUGUUUUUCCACCACAGGGCCUCUUGGAUGAGUCUCUGUGUUAACUGAGGCCAUUCUUGACCUGCUGUGCUAAAAGAACAUCCGGUAGCCACUUGGUCAAGUUGAGAUGUGCAAGGUUGAACUUGAUGCUUUUGUAUCUGCAUAUUCAAAUAAGUUCAAAUAAUUAAAGUUACUAAUAAAUAAAAAUCAAGUUGCAACUAUUAAAAGUCACUCCAGAAAAAAAUCAAACCUAAUCUUAUUGACACCUUUUCCUAUUUUAUUUUUUUAACCAACUGAUUUUUUGCUCACACUUGUAUUAUAUAAAAUAUUACUGCAGCAAUACCCUGUAGUCUUUAAAUAUGAAAUAAAAACAAAAUACUUGCUUGGUCAGGACCAGCAACAAAGGUCCCAGAAGUGGGACUGCCAGGCUUCACCUUGUUCUCAGAUGUUACCCAAGGCCGGGCAACAGGCUGCUUGGGGGACAGGGGACUCCAGGGAAGCUGGCAGGAGUACAGCCAGGUCCCCUUCCCGACGGCCUGGCCUCUCCCCUAAAACUAGUUGCCCAGGGGCUCUAAGGAAUUUCUGGUGUUUAGGUCUCAUGCCCAGCCCUGGGCCACCUACCAGGGAGAGGAGCUGUGACUGGUCUAACACAGACGUGUUUUCGUUAUUGAUUUCUAACUUUGUACUACUUGACCCUAGAAGAGAUGCUGUGUAAUAUAUUUUUUAAUCCAUUGAGUCUAGUUUGGGGCCUAACUUAUAGUGUUUUGGAAAAUACUGCAGGUGCCCUGAAGAGUAUGUAUGUGACGUUGGAGUACUCUGUGUCUGUUAGAUAUAGCUGAUUUACUGGGUUGUGUAAACCCUCUGUUUCCUUACUUACAUUGUCUACUUCUUCUACCCAUUAUGAGAUUAGGGUAUUGACGUUUCCAAUUAUUAUAGAAUGAUCUGUUUUCCCCUUUAAUUCUGUCAGUUUUCAUUUCAUGUACUUUGAUCAUAAUUGUUAUAUAUCCUUGUUGUAUUGAACUUUUUAUUAAUAUAUUGUCCUUCUUUGUGUCUUGUAA
This is a messenger RNA of Chinchilla lanigera (long-tailed chinchilla), 2247 nucleotides long. RefSeq names its product S100 calcium binding protein B (gene S100b). Gene Ontology annotation, molecular function: calcium ion binding; S100 protein binding; zinc ion binding. The transcript has 3 exons. Bases 78 to 356 code for a protein of 92 amino acids. The record is from RefSeq and is a predicted model, not a curated record. Gene Ontology annotation, cellular component: nucleus; cytoplasm. Gene Ontology annotation, biological process: positive regulation of cell population proliferation; positive regulation of canonical NF-kappaB signal transduction. NCBI's taxonomy places the organism in Eukaryota, Metazoa, Chordata, Mammalia, Rodentia, Chinchillidae.